GGCUGGAGAGAAUCAGAAAAAUUCACUCAGCCCCCUGCCUGCCUUCUUAUGGAGCCAUGUGGCUUUAGACAGUACACAAGAUCUUUCCUUGGGACCAGUGUUCCUGACUAUCCCUCACUUGCUUGGCCUCACUUGGGAGUUCAUGGAGCACAGUGAAUGUUCAGAAACAGGACUUGAUUUAGAGUGGUGGUGAUGACAAGAAGAGAAUGGAGGUGGGACCAACUAAGACUACCCUGGCUUCUACAAUUGGUGCUGAUGAGUCCAGCUGUACUAGAGGAAGGAUCCAAACACUCAGUCGGGCACAGCUGAGCUAUGGGACCUACACGCAUGGACUUUUUAAGAAGCUGGGAAUUCCUGGGCCAACACCUCUGCCUUUUUUGGGAACUGUUCUUGGCUACCGUAAUGGUUUUUGUGAUUUUGAUGAGAAAUGUUUUAGAAAGUAUGGAAGAAUGUGGGGGUUUUAUGAUGGGCGACAGCCCGUGUUGGCUAUCAUGGAUCCAGACAUGAUCAAAACAGUGCUAGUUAAAGAAUGUUAUUCUGUCUUCACAAACCGACAGUCUUUUGGACCAGUGGGAUUUAUGAAAAGUGCCAUCACUGUGUCUGAGGAUGAAGAAUGGAAGAGAAUACGAACAUUGCUGUCUCCAACUUUCACCAGCGGAAAGCUCAAGGAGAUGUUUCCCAUCAUUGGCCAGUAUGGAGAUGUGUUGGUGAGGAACCUGAGGAAGGAGGCAGAGAAAGAUAAAGCCAUCAGCUUGAAAGACAUCUUUGGAGCCUACAGCAUGGAUGUGAUCACCAGCACAUCGUUUGGAGUGAACAUUGAUUCCCUCAACAACCCACAAGAUCCAUUUGUGGAAAAUGCCAAGAAGCUCUUAAAAUUUGAUUUCCCUGAUCCAUUUUUACUCUCCAUAAUAUUGUUUCCAUUCCUUACUCCACUAUAUGAAAUGUUAAAUAUCUGGCUAUUUCCAAAGAAAAUUACUGAUUUUUUCACAAAGUCUGUAAAAAGGAUGAAGGAAAGUCGCCUCAAAGAUAAACAAAAGCACCGAGUCGAUUUUCUGCAACUGAUGAUUAACUCCCAGAAUUCUAAAGAAAUGAAUACCCACAAAGCUCUGUCUGAUCUGGAGCUUGUUGCUCAAUCUAUUAUCUUUGUUGUUGCUGGCUAUGAGACCACUAGUACUUCUCUCUGCCUCCUUAUGUAUGAAUUGGCCACUCACCCUGAUGUCCAGCAGAAACUGCAGAAGGAGAUUGAUGCGACUUUCCCCAAUAAGGCAGCACCUACUUAUGAUACUCUUGUACAGAUGGAGUAUCUUGACAUGGUGUUGAAUGAAAGUCUCAGAUUAUACCCAAUCACUGGUAGACUUGUAAGGGUCUGUAAGAAAGAUGUGGAAAUCAGUGGUGUGUUCAUUCCUAAAGGGACAGUGGUGAUGGUGCCAACCUUUACUCUUCACCAAGACCCGGAUAUCUGGCCAGAGCCUGAGAAGUUCCAACCUGAAAGGUUCAGUAAGAAGAACAAGGACAGCAUAAAUCCUUAUACAUACCUGCCCUUUGGAACUGGACCCCGAAACUGCCUUGGAAUGAGAUUCGCAAUCAUGAACAUGAAACUUGCCCUCAUCAAAGUCCUGCAGAACUUCUCCUUCAAACCUUGUAAAGAAACACAGAUUCCCCUGAAAUUAAGUUCUCAAGGGUUAAUUCGACCAGAAGAACCCAUUAUUCUCAACGUUGAGCCAAGAGAUGGGAGUGUGCGUGGAGCCUGAAUUUCCCUAAGGACUUCCCUUUUGUUCUUCGAGAAGCUAUAUCCCAGAACACCACAGACCUCAAUUUCCUAUGUGAGUAAAACCCAGAAAUGAAGAUGGGCUUCAUUUACUGCCCAUGACGGAUGACUAGAGAUUCUGUACAUGCCUUCAGCUUUGUCUGGUGUCUGUGUGGAGCAUUAUAUAUUGUGGAGAGUAAACUAGACAUGUAGAUGCAGUCUAUCUGGUUCACACAGACUACCCCCAGUUUGUGCCAUCUACUCCCCUGAGCACUGAUCAAGAAUAAAAUUUUCUCAACUGUUUUAUCAACAAAAUUUGAUGGAAACAAUGGUCACUGUGAUAGUGACAUUUAUAUCAUGUCUUAUUUUAUAUUACAUAUUAAAUAUCAUACUGAGGAUGUCAGUCAAUAUCCUCUUACCAAAAUAUUAACUUAUGCCUUCAUGAACAUUAAGGGGGGAAUCCAUAGAACUGAUGAGUGAGAGCCAGUGGCUGAAUAUUUGACCAUCACAGUCAUUGGGUAGUUGGGCCUUGUUCAGAACUCCAACGUGAUCUCUUAAGGUAGAUGAGAGUCAAUCCACUAUGACUUUGCUCAUUGCUCAGCAAGUAUAUUCACAGUUUAAUUCUACAGAUUUUGGAGCACAUGUGUUAUUUUUAUUACACUUAGUUGAAGUCCUUAUUAUUCUAUCAUUAGUUUUUAUUUCAUGUUUUCAUCUCAUCUGCCUUGAUGUUCUAGUAGACCGGGCACAUGCUUUGUCUUUGUGUUCCAUCCUCAGCUCCUAACUGUCCUGACACAAUGAGCAUUGAAUAAGAGAUUGUGAUUGGCCAGAUGAUACCAAGUGAAAGGCUUUUAGCUCUUAGCCCUUCAGUUGGUAUCAGAAGCUGUACAGGAGUCUUCCUAUUUUUCCCUCCACUCCUGCCUCUUCUUUUCUCUUCUCCUCUCCUCUUCCUUUUUUUCCCUCCCUAGAUAAGUCAGUCCUAAAGUCAAUAGGUGGAGCACAGGCAGGUGAGCAGCCCCACAUUGAGGGCCAGGGGCAGACAAGAGAUCACAGAGACUCCCAAGUUAUAGAUUCAGUAGGGUGGGAUGGUGUCCACAUGGAGGAGCUGCCUGUCAUAGGUGUGGGAGCUCAAGCUAGGUGAGAAGGGUACUCACACAGAGAGUGGCCUGUUGAGAGCCCCCAGAGUCUAAAUACAGAGUAGAGAACCCAAGUAGCAUGAAGGUGACAUCCAUGAGUGUUAAGCAAUGGAGUAGGGAUUAGUUACAUAAAGAGGGAUUGAUCAGAGAAAUAAAGAUUUUAUCUUAUUAUUUUAUUUUUUUAGAAGCUUUAAAGCAAAAGGGUUUCAGGAGUUUCUCACUGUUGGAGAACUGUGUCACUUAUUUGGAAAAGGAGAGAGCCAAAUGAAUCUGUGUAUUCAGAGAUUGGAAGUCCGUCAAUAUAAAGUCAGGCUUUUUGAUACAUAGAUGAUAAACUGAUAGAGAGCAAUUAAAAUAUGUAUAUUUACCUUUCUGUGUGUAAAAAACACAUUUUCUCUACCUCUUCUACAAACAGUUUUUAGAAACAGUGACAUUGUAAGACUAUAAGCACAUCUUCUGCCCAGAUCUUGCCUUAUAAAUGUCAUUUUCCUGAAAAGAACUAGGACCUUUCAGAAAAAAUGGCUGAUUCCAGGCUGGCAGAGCACAUGAUGAGCCUGGAGCAUGUUUUGCCUACACAGUGACGAGGACAUGUCCACAGAACACAGAGCCAGCCUGAAGGGCUUCAUCCACCCAUCAGAAGCAAUUUGGGCUCAUGAUAACUGACAAUAUGAAAGGAUAUGACUUGUUUAAUAAAAUAGGAAUACAAAAAUACACACAGAUGUAGAUAAUAACAGAGGUAGAUUACAGUUGAUGAGGACACUCACACAGUUUCAAAGUAUCACCACUCAAACACCCAUGAGUAACUGAAGAAAGAGAGGUUCACAGAGCAGAGAUUUGGCAGACAAGUGAAGGUCAUCAGGAACAGGAGGAAUUGAUGGGGCAUCACCUAAUAGGAUGGCAUAAGAAGAUCUCAAUAUCACCUCUGAGAUAUUCUUGCCAGGGAUGCAAACCUGAAAGAAAUCCUGAAAAAAAUAAGACAAAUCCAAAUAAAGAAAUAUCUAUGCCUAAUCUGUAA
Molecule: messenger RNA, 3895 nt
Organism: Canis lupus familiaris (dog)
Lineage: Eukaryota; Metazoa; Chordata; Mammalia; Carnivora; Canidae
Product: cytochrome P450 3A12-like
Exons: 13
Coding region: 207-1751 (514 amino acids)
Biological process (GO): oxidative demethylation; steroid metabolic process
Molecular function (GO): testosterone 6-beta-hydroxylase activity; iron ion binding; heme binding
Source: RefSeq, a predicted model, not a curated record